CACCACAUCAAACUGCUCCAUGCUCACAUCCAGAUGGCCGCCGCGGUCGCCAUGGCCGUCAGGCGGCUGUUUACGCUUGCCGCCUUGGCUGCCUGCGGCAGCCGCCGCGGCAGCACUCGAGCUCAUCGCGCCAGCUUCGGUCGUCUUUCGUCUUGUUUCACAGACCUUCAGCCACUCGAGGUGCUGGCAAGGAAACGUAUCAAUCACACGCCGUGGUUGUCCUGUCCUGCGUGUGUGUCAGGAGGGUCAGUCGUUGCCCACACUGCCCGAGUCAUGCUUCAGCGGCCACAUCAGCCCCUUCCUCGGCACACAGACCAUCAUCACCAGGCUGGCGCUCACUGCCCCGUCCCUCAGCGUCCUCUCCCGCAAGCCGACCAUGCACACCACGCUGCGCCUCGGCAAGGACUUUGGCGACGAGAUCGAGAUGACCAAGCAGCAGGUCCGUGUGUGGGGUGCAGCAUUUCGCAAGACCAAGCACGCGACGAUGGUGUGUGCGCCGACCACUGGUGUGGUCAAGCUGCUCGAGCAUGCGUGCGGCACACUGGAGGAGCUGCACGCGUGGUCGCGUACCACUGGGUGCCUGUACAAUGACGGCCCGCUCGACCUGGAGGUGCGGAAGGAGCCCAUCUUCUCGUUCUCGUGGGAGCCACGGGGACGUUACGAGAGCACCUUUCCCAAGCUGCGGUGCGUAUGGGUAGCCGAGUGGUGGCUGUCCGUCGCCAACAAACGCAACUGGAAGCUACCGUAAGCGACUCAGUGAGGGAGGGAUUGGUCGCUCGGAUGUCAGGGAUGUGCGUGCAUCAUGUCAGGGCGCUGGUUGACGUGCACCUACGCGAUCGAGAGGCCUGCUACCCCAUCGCGCAGAUCUGCGAGAUAGACUACGGGAUGUGUUCCGGCGACAACGGCUGGCGGUGCACCAAGUGGCUGUCAGGCCCAGGGCCGCACACCCUGACGCUCGAGACGGACACGUCAAGGGGGUGGGAGCUCACCAACCUCUGCGACAUGUUGGUGCCAUCCAUCAAGUGAGGGGCAGCGAAUAUGGGUGCGUGUACGUGUGUGUGGAUGUGGAUGUGUCGCGUGUGCGCUACGCAGGCGGCUCAAGGGCGUGAGGUGGUUUUUGCUAUGCCGUGACACCCACACGGCCGUGAAGAUCGACAUGAAGAUCGCCGAGAUGGCCGAGAGGGGGCUGCAGCUGGAGGAGCUCGACGUCAUCCUCACUCCGAUCCAUUCCACAACGCUGCAGGUGUGUACAUGAGAUGAGCUAGCGCAAAGCAAAGAGAGGACCUCACCUGAUGCCAUGUCCUCCGUGUGCGUAUGUCUGCCAUCCGUCAGGAUUUCGGCAGGCUCGACAAGUUUCUGUCCACCUGUGUGGCGCCCAACGGCAGCAUCAACAUCACGUGCACACCGGACAUGAUCUUCCGUACGACUGAGCACCUGGAGCUGCUAGCAGACCACCCGUCGUGGGCUGGCAUGCUCACACAAUUCGCCUCUGCCGCCAAGGGUGUCAAGCUUCCUUCUGGGGUGGCUCAGGGGGAGGCAGUGCCGACUGUUGUGCUGUAUCGGCUGCCUCAGAUAGUGUUUUCGAAUGCUGAGACCCUGUACCUGGGGGCUGGCUCCGAGCCGCCCCCUGCGGCGCUUUUGUCGCACAUAUCCGAUCGCUCUUUCCCUCAUGUGACCACACUCGAUCUGGGGCAGGCAGCAGCGGGGGUGAGAGAGGACGCAGUCAGGCGGGCCACCGACCUCAGAUCGCUGCGGCAGGUGGGUUUUGAGAUCGUUGCGCCGCUGCCGGCUGUGCCGUUUUUGUUCCCGCUGUGCCUCGGUGCGUGCAGCCAGACAGGCCACCUGCUGCACGUGAAAGCCGAGUGCCGGUACACCGAUGUGAGCCUCGACCGUGUGUGGUCGCUGUGGGGGGCUGGGGGAGGGGGCGGGGGCGGGGCAGGGGGUCAGAGAGGCAUUGAGAAGCGAGUCCAAGAGAUCAGUAUAGAGGUAUACAUGUCGAGCCCUGGAGUGUCAGGCAUCUUAUCGGUGUGUCUGGAGGCCAUCGACAAGUGCCCUUUUCUCGACGCCAUCGCUCUCCGCCACUCAAUCCUCUGCUCAGUCAAUCGGCUAGAAAGCGACCUUGACGCAGUCAGAGGCAGGCUGCUGGUGCGUGGCUUCGUAGCUGGGCAGGUCGACCUCGAUUCUCACAGUCGGUCCUGUAGGAGUGCCGAGCUGUGUCGCGUCUUUGGCUGCCUCUUCCCUCGUUGUCUGCGCGACCACAUGUCGAUGGCAUCUCUAGAGGGGGCGUGCACGUCGCGUUUCUCUAUGGAUGACACCGUGUCGCUGCCGGAGGCCAUUUUGGCCCAUGAUCUCGGCCUGCGUUUCCCCCGGUGUGUUUCUCGCCAAAUGCACAAGGAGUGGGAGGAAGUCAUGACACAGGGGAUACGCUCGGAGUGGCCUCAGCUGCGCAGCGAAGCUAGGCGCAAGAGAGGCCUGCCUGUCAAGUGAUGGCCAUACCUAGCUGGCUGAAGUCUGGCUGUCUCGUUUUUGAUUUCGAGAGCGACCACGGUGGGUGGAUGGGUGCAUCUGUGCACGGCCGAGCCAGCGACAUACAUGCAAAUGCAUUUGCACGUAUGUAUGUCGUUGAAUCGGCCGUCACAGUUUGGUCGUGUGUUUGCUGACGGAAGGAGUGGCCCCAUAUGUGUAUGCGUAGAGGCAGGUACAGUAGGGAUACGCGUGAUCGACUGGCUAUGUAUGCAGCAGAGAGUGAUUGGAUGGAUGGAUGGAUGGAUUACUUGUCGCCGGACCGGACCGGACCGGACAGGGGGGCGUCAGUCAGUCAGUUUGUCGCAGAUCGAGGGAAGGACCACAGCGUGGCGUGCGGUGGUGGCGCGGCUGCACGCGUUGUGUACAGAUACAUACAUACAUGGUACCUACGUGUACAUGAUAUAUACAUAUAUAUACACACACACACACCACACUGUCUGUCUGCCUGCCUGCCUGCCUGGGUGUCUGGGUGUGUGAGUGAGUGAGUGAGUGGUUUCAUUGCAUGGUGUCGACAUGAACGGAUCUCUCGCAACUCAAUGUCGUUCGGAACUGAAUGAGUGUGGUGGAACACAGUUCAUUGUCGUGUCUACAUGCGCCAUCUCCGGUACCAAUGCACGCUGUUGUGUCCCGGAUACGUACGUAUGUCGGGCGGCUUUUGAGCAUACACAUAGCGAGAGAGCCCACUCACUGCAUUCGGCUGCCUGAGUGCGCGUUGUCUCUGCUGCUGAGGCACACAUAUCUUGGCCGUGUGCACUCGCACUUGUGUAUAUAUCCAUCUGUCUAUCUGCAAACCACUGACUGACGGCGUGUUGGGGAAUCUCUGGUUGGCUGCAUGCAUACCAUGCAUAUCUCUCUGCGUCCGCCAUUUGAUGUAUGACUUGAGAGGAGGCCUGUGACAGUCGGCCGCUGAGAGGCCGUGUGUGUCUCGUUCACGUGCGUGUGAGGGUUCUCAUGUACACGCUGCCUGCGAUAAUGCGUGUGUGCGUGAGUGCGCGGUGAGCGAUUGACUGAUGAGUGCUGGCCCUGACCGAUUGACCGUGAGAUGCCACGUUGUUGACCAUGCGACGAGUCCGUCAGCAUACGACACACAGAAUUGUGAGUGCAGGAGCUCUGCAAUGCCACUCUACCGUCACUCAUGC
This is a messenger RNA of Vitrella brassicaformis, 3665 nucleotides long. Lineage: Eukaryota; Vitrellaceae. The record is from the annotation of a GenBank genome assembly.